Molecule: messenger RNA, 687 nt
Organism: Pseudocercospora fijiensis CIRAD86
Lineage: Eukaryota; Fungi; Ascomycota; Dothideomycetes; Mycosphaerellales; Mycosphaerellaceae
Exons: 2
Source: RefSeq, a predicted model, not a curated record
GCGAUAGUACAAUAUGGCAUGGGAAAGCACUUUUCAACACUGUCUGCAGAAGAAAAGGUCGUUUUGAUUAAAUGGUUCUGGGCCUCGACGUGGAGCUAUGCUCUUGGACUUGGGGUGGUCAAGUUGUCCAUCCUCUUCCAGUACCUCCGUUUCAUCCCGAUGCGUUCUUAUCGAAUUAUAUGCUACGUCUUGAUGGCCCUCAUCGUGAGCUGGACACUAUUCGGCUUCUUCGCUUGCUUCUUUAUGUGUAAUCCGGCCUACGACUUUUGGAGAAAACCUCCAGGCGAGGGCGACUGUCUGGACAGGGUGACGAUAUGGUACACUAUGGCUGGUGGCAAUAUUCUCGCCGACAUCUUCAUCACGAUUCUACCAAUUGCGCCGCUGAGCAGACUGAACUUCCCGCGACUUCAGAAAAUCAUUCUAAUGCUGGUCUUCGGCGUAGGAGGCAUCACUUGCAUUAUGUCGGCCUUGCGUCUGCCUGCCAUUCACAAAAUAUCUAAGUCUCUCGAUCCUUCCUGGAACAACCCCACAGCAGCUAUCUGGUCGUCUAUGGAGUUGAACACUAGCAUCAUUGCCUGCAAUAUACCUACCCUGAAAGGUUUGGUGUCACGACUGUUCCCAGCGAUGUCAUUCGGCGACAGCUACAUCCGCACCCGAUCAAACCAGAUACGAGCGAUCAGCUUCACC